Molecule: messenger RNA, 1872 nt
Organism: Thyridium curvatum
Lineage: Eukaryota; Fungi; Ascomycota; Sordariomycetes; Thyridiales; Thyridiaceae
Exons: 2
Coding region: 1-1872 (623 amino acids)
Source: RefSeq, a predicted model, not a curated record
AUGCCCUGCUUCAAGGGCAUCGCGGUCAGCAUCCAUGCAAAUGGCGCUCCGCUCCCCGAGUACGGCAUGCAGAAGCAGUCGCGUGUCUCGCGCAUCAAUUCCUACAUCCCCGUCCCGCCGCCCCAGAUAGACUCGGGCAAGCCCGAGCCCGCCAAGUUUGCCAUAUCCAUCACCCUUUUGACGUCGGGCCUCGCCAUCCCCUACUCGACGCCCAAGGCCACCGAGGCCAACCCGUACCCCAAGCCCCAGCUGGUCGGCACCCUUCCCCCCUCCACCGCCGAGCGGGGCAUGUCCGGCGUCGUCACGCCCUACAUACCCAUGACCAACUCGGAGCACGAGACCAUCGCCGCCUACAUCUACUUUGACGGCCGAGCCAAGGAGGAGGUGGCCACGCUGCUGCGACCGGGAGAGGAGACCUGGGUCAAUAGUAGAUGGGUCCAGGUCCCCAUCUCCGAGGGCGGCGGCCUGGCCGAGCGAGAGUUCCUCUUCCGCGAGGUCGGCUUGGAGCGAUGGCUGAACGGACUGGACCUCGAGGGCCACGACGCGGCCGAGAAGGUGGAGAAGCGGCGUCAAAAAUUCGAGAGGCGACGACGGCGGCAGGAGGCCAUGCAGGGCGGAGGAGAUCUCGACAUGGACAGCAAGGCCAAGGCGUCGCGAGACACGUUCCGAUACGGCAGCGCAGACUCGCAGUCGCCGGUCGAGGCGGUCUCGGACGACUUCUCCGACUCGAUGGACUCGGACGACGAGCCCCCAGAGGCCACCGGGCAGAUCAAGGUGGCUAUGUUCCGCGUUCUCGCCUCGGGUGAGAUCAAGAAGGGGGAGUACUCGCCGCAGUUCGACGCGCACGACGACGACGACGACUACGAAGGUGGAAACAAGGCGGACACCGGCAAUUCGAUCGACGCCGACGUCGAGCACACCACUAGUUUUGCUAAGCCCAAGACGCUGGACCCCAAGACCAUCUCGACCCAGACGGUCACGGGGAUCGAUGGCCCGGAGAAGCCCUACGCCACCUUUACCUUCUUCUACCGCGGUGAACGCCAACUACAAAAGAUGGGUGUUCUGCCGUCCUCCAAGGGCCAGCAGGCGACUCCCACGUCCAACAAGCGGCGAUCUGCCCAGCUGGACUUCUCUAACCUCGGACCUCUGAAGACCGGCGGCACUGUAGGCUUCUCUACAUUCCGUGACAACGCGAACGACUCGGGCAGGCGACGCAAGCAGCGCAAGAGCGUCGGCGGCAUGGACGAGGACAGCGAGUCAGACGACGACUCUGACCAGAUCUUGGGCAGGAUGGAGGACGUUGACGAUAAGGUCGUCAAGUCAAAAGUCGACCCCGAGGAUGCCAAGGUCACCGGCGAGCUCGCCGAGGGCGUGGAUCGUGUCCGCGUAGGUCUCUCUGCUCUGUCGUGCGAUGUGGAUGACGAUGAUGAACUGACUCCGAGGAAAAAGCUCAAGAGGCAGCACUCUGCCGACCCGGACGGCAGCCUCGCCGCGUCCGGCAUGCCGCGCAAGUCGCCGAGCGCGGGGCCCUUUGGCGGCUCCGAGACGCCGCCCGAGACCAAGGGCGGACAGCCCAUCCCCGGCGCGUCGUCGUCGUCGUCGGGGGCGGCGGCGGCGGGGGGCAUGGCCACGGGCACCGCCGGUAUGUUUGGCAAGAGCUUCGACGACGCGAUCGUCGGCAGCCCGCUCAAGAAGCACCGGGCCAGCAUACACGGCAUCGGAGACGAGAGCGAGGAGGCGCCGCGCCCCGCGAGCUUUCCACCGGCACUGGGCGAUGUACUGGCAAAGGCAGAGGCGGCGCAGCAGCAGAAGCAGCAGCAGCAGACGAAGCAGGCGGCGGCCGUGAAUGAAGAGGAAGAGGAGGAGAUAUAG